UCAAUUCAUCCAUCUUGCUCGUGCUCAUGUCCUUGUUAGAGAGAAAUCAACUUCGUGUUUGACCUCACAUUUGAUACAGAUUACAGAUUCUGAUUGAUAUAUAUAGAGAGAGAUCUUCUUUUACUGAUAUAGCUAUUCAUCACUGUUUGUUCUUCAUAUCGGGAUCGGAAGCGGUUGGAGUUUCUGAUUUGAUUCAGUAUUUGUCAGAUUCUGUCGUGGAAAGAACCAAUUGCUGAUGAAACUUGGAGUUUAAUUCUUUGAUUUUAGAAUGAUGAACAGAGAAACUAGAGGUUCAGAUAGCAACGCGUUGGAUACGAUAAGCGCUGCCGCUACGGCGAUCGCAUCGGCGGAGAGUCGUGCUCCUCAAGCUUUUGUUCAGAAAAAAAGAUGGAGAAGCUUUUGGAAUGUAUACUGGUGUUUCGGAUCACAAAAACAGAGUAAGAAAAUCGGGCAUGCUGUACUCGUCCCGGAAACUGUAUCUUCAGUAACAGAGGUGUCUGCAUCUCAAAACCUAAUCCAAUCAUCAAGUAUAGUGCUUCCAUUUGCAGCACCUCCUUCAUCCCCUGCAUCAUUCCUUCCAUCAGAACCUCAUUCAGCUAUUCAAUCACCAGCAGGAUUCAUGUCUCUUUCAUCCAUAUCUGCUAAUAUGUAUUCACCCGGGCCUGCUAACAUUUUCGCUAUAGGCCCUUAUGCCCACGAGACGCAGUUGGUUUCGCCGCCAGUUUUCUCUACCUUUACCACUGAACCGUCCACUGCCCCUUAUACACCACCUCCUGAAUCAGUUCAGCUGACCACACCUUCCUCACCCGAGGUUCCAUUUGCUAGGCUUCUUGAUCCUUAUCCUAUGAGCCAAUAUGAAUUCCAGAAUUAUCAGUUUCAACCUGGAAGCCCUGUGAGCCAUUUAAUAUCACCUAUAUCAGGAUCAGGCACUUCGUCGCCUCUGAAACUAAUGAAUCUUGAAAAGCAAUACGGUCGUUAUUGGGGGUCUGGUACAAUGACCCCUGAUUCUUGUUUUCAUCUUUACAGACAAAAUUCAGAUAUUGCCCCUCUUCCUCCUAGAAUGGUGGAAACAGUUGUAUUGGAUCAUAGGGUGUCGUUUGAAGUGACUGCUGAAGAUGUGGUUAGAUGUCUUGCGAAGGAAUCAUUAGCUAAUAAGGCUGCGGCUGCUGCUGCUGCUGCUGGAGUAAUGGCCACACUUCCUCCUCGGACAGUUGAAACUUGUGGUGAAGGAGAUGAUUUUCAUAGGGGGCCGAGACAUCGAUCUAUAACUCUUGGCUCGUCGAAGGAGUUCAAUUUCGAUAAUAUUGAUGACGGAAGAGGUUCAGAUAAGAUGAUGAUUGGUUCUGAUUGGUGGGCAGCUGAUGAGAAGGUCAGCAGCAGUCCUGGCAAUGACUGGUCCUUCUUCCCCAUCAUGCAUCAUCCAGGAGUCAGCUGACCAAUCAAUCGCGAAACCCGACAGGCACAAGUUAGUUGGAACUAUCUCAUUCUCUUUGUUUCUUUCUGUUAAUGGAACUUUUGAGUUAUAGAGGUAGAAUUGAAUUGAAUUGAAUAGAUCUGAGAAUUUCAGUCUCUGAUGAAGAAAGAAAGAAUUUCAGUCCCAUUUGUGGUCCAAAUCUUUUAAAGUAGUUUUUAGUUACUUACACAUCAUGUAAUAUUUGUUCCACACAGAACAUCUAGAGUUGUUUUAGACUAGAUUAAAUGCUGGGUUUUGUUUUGAAGUG
Impatiens glandulifera is the source of this 1721-nucleotide messenger RNA. RefSeq lists its product as uncharacterized. NCBI's taxonomy places the organism in Eukaryota, Viridiplantae, Streptophyta, Magnoliopsida, Ericales, Balsaminaceae. The transcript is spliced from 2 exons. The record is from RefSeq and is a predicted model, not a curated record. The coding region runs from base 269 to 1435 and encodes 388 amino acids.